Messenger RNA from Vicia faba (fava bean), 2040 nucleotides. Lineage: Eukaryota; Viridiplantae; Streptophyta; Magnoliopsida; Fabales; Fabaceae. The record is from the annotation of a GenBank genome assembly.
AUGCUUUAUCACACUCUAUUCAUCCUCCAUUUCUUUCUCUUCAUCACUUUCAUUCUCCCUUUACUUUCUCUCCCUUCACAAAACAUCACACUCUUUGGUGAUGCUUCUUUCACAGACACCUCCAUUGCUCUCACCAAACAAAAACUCACUUGUCUUUCUUCUUCGUCUUCUGGAACGGGAAGAGCUUUCUACCUCUACCCUGUUCGUUUUCUUGAUCCUUUAACAAACUCAACCGCUUCUUUUUCAUGUCGUUUCUCUUUCUCAAUCCAUUCAUCACCUUCCUGCCCUUCCUCUUCUGGUGACGGCAUUGCUUUUCUCAUUUCUUCAACCACUGAUUUCUCGUCUCUCUCUAAUGGUUACAUGGGUCUUCCGAGUUCGGACAAAGAUUCUUACUUUGCGGUUGAAUUUGACACGAGUUUUGAUCCUUCUCUUGGUGAUAUUAAUGGUAACCAUGUUGGUAUUGAUCUUAGCAGUGUUGUUUCUUUUGCUUCUGUUGAUGUUCUUUCACGUGGGGUUGAUUUGAAAAGUGGGAAAAUCAUCACUGCAUGGAUUGAGUAUAGAGAUGACAUGAAAAUGGUUCGUGUUUGGAUUGGUUAUUCGUCUACUAGGCCACCAACACCGAUUCUUGCUUCACUCAUUGAUCUUUCUGAGAUAUUCAAAGAGUUUAUGCAUGUUGGUUUCUCGGCUUCUAAUGGAAAAGGUUCAAGUAUUCACCUUGUUCAUCAUUGGCAGUUCAAAACUUUGAGUUAUUCUCAUUCUGUUAGUCCUAUGGACAAUUUAGAAGAAGGUGAUUGUUUCUUGUGCUACGCCGGCGAUUCGAAAGCGUCCAAGAAAAAAGGUGAAAAUUAUCAAGGGAAGAAGAUUGGUGAUUUAGCUCUUGGAAUCUGUGGAAUAACAGCUUUUGUUGUGUCAGCAUUGGCAUUAGUUGUUGUGAUAUGUGUUUACAUGAAAAGGAAAGAGGGGGGUGUAAUUAGAAAGAUUAGAGAAGGACAAAGUUGUAGAUUUCAAACAAAUAAAGUUCCAAUGAGGUUAGCACUUUCAGAGAUAACAUCAGCUACAAUGGGGUUUAAUAGAGAUAGACUAGUUGGUGAAGGUGCUUCUGCAAAAGUUUAUAAAGGGUCACUUCCAUUUGGAGGUGAUGUAGCUGUCAAGAGAUUCGAAAAAGUCGAUGAUUUGGAUCGUUUACACAAUCCUUUUGCAACAGAAUUCGCUACAAUGGUUGGUUGCUUGCGGCACAAGAAUCUGGUUCAGCUCAAAGGAUGGUGCUGUGAAGAGAAUGAAUUGGUUUUAGUUUAUGAGUAUCUACCAAAUGGAAGCCUAGAUAAAGUUCUGCAUAAGAAUUUAAGAUCUUCAUUUGUGCUUUCAUGGAAACAAAGAGUUAAUAUAAUUCUCGGCGUCGCGGCUGCUCUUACCUAUCUUCAUGAAGAAUGUGAGAGACAGAUCAUUCAUAGAGAUGUGAAGACAUGUAACAUAAUGCUUGAUGUAGAUUUCAAUGCAAAGUUAGGUGAUUUUGGGCUUGCAGAAGUGUAUGAACACAGUUCCAGCACAAGGGAUGCUACUAUACCAGCAGGAACAAUGGGGUAUCUAGCACCGGAAUACGUUUAUACCGGGAUUCCUACCGUGAAGACCGAUGUGUAUAGUUUUGGAGUCGUGGUGAUUGAAGUCGCGACGGGGAGGAAACCCGUUGGAGACGACGGAACUGUCGUAGGCGACUAUGUUUGGAAUCUGUGGGAAAAGAAUAGGCUCGUGGACGCGGCGGAUCCGAAACUGAUGGGCGAAUUCGAUAUUGUGGAGAUGGAAAGGGUGUUAUUGGUAGGGCUUGUUUGUGUUCAUCCUGAUAAUGAAAAGAGGCCUAGAGUGAGGGAUGCAGCUAGGAUGAUUAAGAAUGAAGCAUCAGUUCCAUUGUUGCCACCAUGUAAACCAAGGGUGAGGAUUAGGCCUAUUUAUCCUGAUGAAGCACCAGAAACACAAAAUGAUGGUUGUGAUUGGGUUAGUAAUGAUGAAGCUCUUUAUAUGACUCCUAGGAGCCAGUUUUACUAG